CCUUGGAAGAAGACCGCGAAAACAUUACUUGCGCACCCAACACGAUCUCUCCAUAUCAUCUCCUACUACCAAACGUGCCUGGAAUCCAAGUCAAACGGCCCACCUACAGCUACACCAGCGGUUUGAAGCCGUGUCUGGCCUGCGAUAACGACCCUCCAUCGCAACAACCGACCCCGAAAGCUUCUGUUUAUCGUCGCGGACAUUGCCCCUGCAGAGGAGGCUCUUCCAGCACAACAUCCUGUCCACCAUGGCGGCUCUCGGCGAUGAUCUACUUGGGAUCGUGAACAAGCUUCAGGACUUGGUUUUCAAUACUAUUGGAAACGACUCUUUAGACUUGCCUCAAAUAGUAGUUGUUGGGUCGCAAUCUUCCGGCAAGUCUUCAGUUCUCGAAAACAUUGUCGGUAGAGACUUCCUUCCACGUGGUAGUGGUAUCGUCACCCGUCGGCCAUUGAUCCUGCAACUCAUCAACGUUCCAAGUGAUCGGGAUGAUAGACCAGAGGGCGAUGAAAUUCACAUACCACAUACACCAGCGAGCGUCGCAGGUCAUCAGGAAUGGGGUGAGUUUCACCAUAUCCCAGGGAGGAGAUUUUUCGACUUCGGAGACAUAAAGAGAGAAAUCGAACAAGAGACGGCGCGCAUAGCUGGAAACAACAAAGGCAUCAAUAGGCAACCUAUCAAUCUGAAAGUGUACUCGCCUCAUGUCCUCAACUUGACGCUGGUCGAUCUGCCCGGGCUUACAAAGGUUCCCAUUGGCGACCAGCCUACAGAUAUUGAGAAGCAGACGAGAAACUUGAUCACUGAGUAUAUCGCGAAGCCCAAUAGUAUCAUAUUAGCCGUGUCUCCCGCCAACGUAGACAUUGUUAAUUCCGAGGCAUUGAAACUGGCUCGACACGUAGAUCCCAUGGGUAGAAGAACCAUAGGCGUACUUACAAAACUGGAUCUGAUGGACCAUGGCACAAAUGCUCUCGAUAUUCUCACUGGGCGCGUAUAUCCGCUCAAGCUGGGGUUUAUCGGAGUUGUAAACAGGUCACAGCAAGACAUCCAGGGGAACAAAUCUCUUGCCGAUGCGCUUCAAGCCGAAAGAGACUUCUUUAGGCACCAUCCAGCCUAUAGGAAUAUGGCGACUCGAUGUGGCACCCAGUUUCUCGCAAAAAGCCUCAAUACUACCCUUAUGAAUCACAUCCGAGAACGUUUGCCUGAUAUCAAAGCCCGCCUGAACACGUUGAUGGGCCAGACCCAACAGGAAUUGGCGAGCUAUGGAGACGUAGCUUUUACUGGUAAGGAGCAUCGCGGUUCUCUUAUCCUACAACAGAUGACAAAGUUUGCCUCGUCAUUCAUAUCAUCAAUCGAUGGUACGUCUUCGGAAAUAUCUACAAAAGAGCUUUGUGGUGGGGCCAGAAUCUACUACAUAUUUAAUUCGGUCUUCGGAAACUCACUGGAACUUAUCGAUCCAAAUACGAAUCUCUCGGUUCAAGACAUCCGUACAGCGAUCAGAAAUUCGACAGGACCACGUCCGAGUCUCUUUGUCCCUGAAAUGGCAUUCGACCUUCUUGUGAAGCCUCAAAUCAAACUUCUCGAAAUUCCCAGCCAUCGGUGUGUGGAGCUUGUUUACGAGGAGCUGAUCAAAAUCGGACACACUUGCGGAUCCACCGAACUAAGCCGAUACCCUCGGUUGCAAGGCAAACUGAUUGAAGUAGUUUCUGAUCUUCUUCGUGAACGUCUUGGUCCAUGCUCAAGUUACGUGGAAAGUCUGAUCUCCAUCCAACGAGCAUAUAUCAACACAAACCACCCCAACUUUCUUGGCGCAGCAGCAGCUAUGUCUUCCGUCAUCAAUGACCGGAAGGAGCAGGAAAAGAAAAUAGCACUGAACGAAGAGAGGCGCAAACGCGAAAAGAGACGCCAGAAAGACCUCAAUGGCUUGAACGGUGUCGAUACUCCUGAAGACGAUGAAGAAGCGGUGGAAGCUACAGACAAGCCGUCAACACUGGCUGUGAGAGGUCACUCGAAGACUAGUAGGAGCAUGUCUCCUGCUGUGCGAACUGGAACCCAUGGAGCACACAGUAUCGCAUCUGCAUUGAACAAUGCGCGCCCUUCUUCGCCAAAUCGCAUGAGCCAUGGUGCUGCUCAAGGAUCCGCUCGCGACAGCUUCCUAAAUUAUUUCUUCGGUAAGGAUGGUGUCCCUAGUUCUGCACCGGUUGGCAUGCAAGUGCCAGAAAAUCGACCUGGAAGUCGCCAUGUUAGCCAGAACUCGCAGCCAAGCAUAGCUACUAGCCUGCGAAGGGGCGACACCCGGACCAUCGACCGACCAGACCGUCAUGUUCUGGAGGUAGCUCAAGAAGAGCUUGAUAAUGGGUCGGAAGCCCGUGAUUACUAUGACACACCUUUCCAAUUUGGCGAAAGUGAUGUUCCUCCGCUUACGGAACGAGAAGCUCUCGAGACCGAGCUUAUUCGGAGGCUUAUCUCAUCGUACUUCAAUAUCGUUCGCGAGACGAUAGCUGACCAGGUCCCUAAAGCCAUCAUGCAUCUUUUGGUCAAUUUUUCGAAAGACGUUGUCCAAAACAGGCUCGUAAGUGAGUUAUAUAAGGAAGACCUCUUUCAAGAUUUACUGUACGAGGAUGAUGCGAUCAAGGCAGAAAGGGAAAAGUGCGAAAAACUUUUGAAAACGUACAAAGAGGCGGCUAAAAUUGUCGGCGAAGUUUUAUAAAUGCGGCAGCUGGUGGAAUUUUGUACACAGUCGACGAAGGAAGCCGGCUUCUUCGGUAUCUAUACAUUCGGAGGAUUCCUCUUCGUCUCCGAUCCUCUGUCACAACUGUAUGUCCCAUGGUGGCAGGGAUUCUCGCGGCUCAGAACACUACAUGUAACAUAUUUCAGACACUUCAAGGUACGGAACUACCUGUAUCACAAAUAAUUCAUGUACACUGUAUCAUAUUUGAAGUACCGCUGUCAGACGCAGCUCAUAAUGAUUACGUCAGUCAUGC
Pseudovirgaria hyperparasitica is the source of this 2978-nucleotide messenger RNA. RefSeq lists its product as uncharacterized. Gene Ontology annotation, molecular function: microtubule binding; GTP binding; GTPase activity. Gene Ontology annotation, biological process: mitochondrial fission; peroxisome fission. Lineage: Eukaryota; Fungi; Ascomycota; Dothideomycetes; Acrospermales; Acrospermaceae. Gene Ontology annotation, cellular component: microtubule; peroxisome; cytoplasm. The transcript has 4 exons. Bases 248 to 2704 code for a protein of 818 amino acids. The record is from RefSeq and is a predicted model, not a curated record.